AUGGGCGAGACCAUGUCCAAGCGGCUCCGCCUGCACCUGGGCGCCGAGGCGGAGAUGGAGGAGCGCGCGUUCGCCAACCGCUUCCCGGACUACGAGGCCGCCGCCGCCGCCGCCGCCGCCGCGGCCGAGGACGCGGACGACGCCAGCCCCGCGCCCGCCCCCGACGGGCUCGGCCUCCCGUUUCACGACGACGGGAAGAUCAUUCCCACCUUCACAAGGCGGAUCCAGACCAAAAUCAAAGAUCUGCUUCAGCAGAUGGAGGAAGGGCUGAAGACGGCCGACCCACAUGACUGCUCUGCUUACACUGGCUGGACAGGCAUAGCGCUGCUGUACCUGCAGCUGCACCGGGUGACGGGUGACCAGACCCACCUGCUGCGGUCCCUGGAUUACGUCAAGAGGACGCUUCGGAACCUGAGCGGCCGCAGGGUCACGUUCCUCUGUGGAGACGCGGGGCCGCUGGCCGUGGGCGCGGUGGUGUACCACAAGCUCAGGAGCGACGGCGAGUCCCAGGAGUGCAUCGCAAAACUUUUGCAGCUCCAGAAAUCCAUCGUCUGCCAAGAUUCGGACCUCCCCGACGAGCUGCUCUACGGCCGGGCCGGGUACCUGUACGCCCUCCUCUACCUGAACACGGAGAUCGGGCCGGGCACCGUGUCUGAGUCGGCGGUCAGAGAGGUCGUCACUGCUAUCAUUGAGUCAGGCAAGGCUCUGUCGAGGGAGGAGAGGAAGGCGGAGCGCUGCCCCCUGCUGUACCAGUGGCACCGGAAGCAGUAUGUGGGGGCCGCCCACGGCAUGGCCGGCAUCUACUACAUGCUGAUGCAGCCAGCAGCAAAAGUGGACCAGGAAACGCUGGCCGAGAUGGUGAAGCCCAGCAUUGACUACGUCCGCCACAAGCGCUUCCGCUCCGGCAAUUACCCGUCGUCGCUAAGCAACGAAACGGACCGGCUGGUCCACUGGUGCCACGGGGCCUCGGGGGUCAUCCACAUGCUCCUGCAGGCGUACAAGGUGUUCAAGGAGGAGAAGUACCUGAAGGACGCCAUGGAGUGCAGCGACGUCAUCUGGCAGCGCGGCCUGCUGCGCAAAGGCUACGGGCUCUGCCACGGCACAGCCGGCAACGGCUACUCCUUCCUGUCCCUGUACCACCUCACCCAGGACAGGAAGCACCUCUACCGCGCCUGCAAGUUUGCGGAGUGGUGUCUGGACUACGGUGCCCACGGAUGCCGCAUCCCUGACAGACCCUACUCCCUCUUCGAAGGCAUGGCUGGUGCGAUCCACUUUCUCUCCGACGUCCUGACCCCCGAGACAUCCCGGUUCCCGGCGUUUGAGCUUAGCCCUUCGCAGACGGAUAAAAAGAUGUAA
This is a messenger RNA of Pipistrellus nathusii (Nathusius's pipistrelle), 1356 nucleotides long. The record is from the annotation of a GenBank genome assembly. Lineage: Eukaryota; Metazoa; Chordata; Mammalia; Chiroptera; Vespertilionidae.